AUGGCGCAGAGUGCGACUACCCAGCUGGACAGCUCUGCCCACCGAGUGGAGCACCUGCUGCAGCGGGCUGGGUCUGCGGAGGGCGGCAGUUCGGGCCCAGCUUCGUCGCUCUCUUCCGCGGGUGCCGCCGCUCCGCUCCUGAUGCCUCUGAACAACUCCGAGGGCGCGACGCGGUCGACAGCUGCAGCUGGCGGCUUCCAGGCGCACGGUCACCUCUCCGCGUCGCAUGCAGGCCCCGCAGUCUUCUUCAAUCCAUCGGGGAGCUCCGAGGGGAACGCCCUCGUCGCGCUCCCUUCCUCCCUGCCCUCGGUCUCCCUGCCGCUCUCUUCUUCACAUGUCGACCUCUCGCAGGUCCAUCCCGGACUCUCGGAAGCCCACGGGGGCGGCAGCGCGGCGGCGGGCGCGAGUGCGUCGUCGCACUUGCUCUCGCAGAUUGGGGCCUCUUCGCUUCUGCUGCUCACUUCGCCAGGCGUCUCGGCGUCCAGCGCCGCCGUCGGCGCCAAGGGAACUGUCCCCGCGGGAUCCUCUGUCGGGCAAGGCAUCCUCUUUCCCCAGGCCUCGGGUGCGACGCUGAUCGCGAAUCCGGGCGCGGCGGGGCCCAGCCUGAUCGCUGUCUCCUCCGCGCCCUUCUCCGGCUCCCACCCCCAACACGCAGCCUUCCUCGCCAGCCAGGGCCAGGCGCCCGCAGCCUGGGUCGUCGACGCGGGCGGUGUCUCCUUUUCCGGCCCGUUUGCCGUGGGGGCGCCGGUCUCGGGCCUCGCGACCGCCGGUACGCUCGCGCGCCGCGGGAGUCCGCAGCCGUCGCCGACGGCCUUCUCUUCGUCCUCUUUCUACUCGCCCCCAUUCCAGGCGGUGCCCACCCACGAGGGUGGAGUUUCCGCCCUCGCGGCCGCCAUUGCCGCCGUGAAGGUAGAGCCCAACGCCGUCGAAGAACGCGCCGAGGCCCGCGACGCGACGGCGCAGGCGGAGACACUCGGCGCCGAACCGCGGCCCGAAUGCGCGACGUCGCCCACGCAUCUCGUCCUUUCGUCAGGCGCGUCGUCGCCCCACCCGUCGCCUUCCAGUCUCGCUGUCUCUUCGUCGGUUCCGCCCGCGUCGGGUCUCCUCGGCAGCAGCGGCUUUUCUUCCUCGUUUGCCUCCGCCGCGCCUCUCGAGGGCCCCGCAGGGGCGCAGUCGCCGAGCGAAGGCCGCGAGGAGCCCUCCCCGGGCUCCACGGCGGCCUGUCUCCUGUCUGGAGACGCCGCGCCUCCGAGCGGCAACGUCCUGUUGUCUCCAACUGUGGGGUCGUUCGAGAGGGACCUGGCAAGAGGAGAAGGCGCCGCGGGCGCGGUCGCCUUCGAGGCCCUGGAUGCUCAGUGCCGACCGGGGCAGGCCCAGAGCGAAUGCGAGACCGCGCCGACUGUCUUUUUCGGGCGUCAGGAACUCGGCAACCCAGAGGGAUCCGGAGUCCAGGCGGGUCUCCUUUCGACGCAUCCUUCCUCGCAGCCGGGCCUCGCAGUUGUCUCCUCGCCUAUUCUCUCCGCGUCCUUCCCCUCGUUCUCGUCCUCCUUCGCUCCCUUCCCCUCUUCGGCCCUCACGGCCGUCACGGUGGAGCGCCUCGCGGCACUCGCCGCCGCAGUCGCCGGCGGAGGGCCAGCGGCGCCCGGCGUCGCCCAGGCAGUCCCUUCUGGGGAGACACUUGGCUUCCUGGGCGCCAGGGCACCGCCCGCAGUUGGCGAUGCCAACGCCGAGACGCCCGACGCGGCUGCGGGUCCGCAGUUCGCGACUGGAACCCAAGGCCCCGAGGGCCAGGCAGCGGGGAAGCGCCCGCGCGGGCGGCCGCGGGGGAGCAAAAACAAAUGCCCGAGGACGGCGACUCGCGCGACUCCGGGCCUCGGGCCGGCCCCCGACGGGGCGGCUUCUGGAGCGGAAGCGGGGCCUGCGCGUGAAGCGUCGCAGGAGGUCGCGGCUGCGGAGGCAGCGGAGACAGGCGAGGCGCCUGCGGAAGCCUCGCCUGGGGCGGGCGCGCCAGCAGCGAAGACGAAGCGCAGGGCUGGCGUCCGGAAGAAGAGAGCAGACUCCGUCGGAGACAGUGGAGACAGUGGAGCUCCAGCGUUCGUCAGUUCCGGCCCGGGAGACGUCGAGCCGACUGCGUUUGUGAUGGCUCACCCCGCUGGACAUGAGGCCGUCCACGGGCCUUCCCUGGGGGCCUCGGGGUCUCCGCAUCUGCCCGCGACUCCCGAAGGCCCAGCACAGGGACCGGACAAAGAGGCCGCGGCAGAGACUGUGGCCGAGGCCCCAGGCGCAGAGGGACCCGCGUGUGGGGCAUUCGGGCCGCCAUGCGGGGCGAAAGAUCCCGCAAGUUUUUCAACCACAACCGCGGCGAGCUGCGCCGAUGGAUCGGGCGCGCUCCCAGGAAGCCUGGGAGGUGGGUCGGGCCUCGAAGUUCCAGCCCCUGCGACUUUCUCGGCCGCAGGCGAAGGCGAGGCGGGUGCCGACAGCCACUCUCAGGGACCGCCUGUCGUUCUGGUCUCGUGCGCCGCCGAGGGCGCGCCGGAGCCGGGCCAUCAGGCCCCCGAGGAAGAGCCGGAUCCGCAGACGCGUUCCCCGGAGAGGCCGGAGGGCGAGGCGGCGGGGUCUGUCCUUUCCGCCCCUUCGGUGUCUCCACCUGUCUCCGUGUCUCCUGUCUCUGCUUCUGCAUCUGUCUCCGCGUCUCCGGCUGUCUCGGAUGCUCCAGCUGUCUCUGCGUCUCCGUCGCCGAGCGAGGGCGGGCCCGCGGCGCUGGUGAAGGCAGACGCAGCGGGGGAACGGGGCAUGUUGUCGGGGGAGGCGCUCGCGUGGCGGGGGCUGGGAAUGAUCAAGGCAGGGGGAAUUCGCAAGAGUUACUCAGCGUCUUUCAAGCUGGCGGUGGUCGCGGCGGCCGAGGGCAUGAGCAGCAACACGAAGGCCGCGAAGCAGAUGGGCGUCACAGAGAGUUUGGUGCGGCGCUGGCGCAUGCAGAAGGCAGUGCUGGAGCAGCUGCCAGGCGAGAAGCUCUCGCGGCGCGGCCGGAAGCACGGCAAGUACGUCACCCUGGAGCAGCAGCUUUGUCUCCACGUAUGUGCAGUGCAGCAGCAGGAAGGGCGGAUCCUCAAGGACACAGAGAUGCGGCGACUGGCGAGCGAAAUCGCGGGCAACCUGGCAGUCUCGGACUUCAAAGCCAGCUCAACGUGGUGCUUUCGAUUCAAGCGACGCUGGGGCCUCGACCGCGUCCAGAACCUCCACGCCGGGGUGGUACCCCCCAAGCGCAUCCAGGCACCUCUCGAGCCCAAUGAGGAGUGCGUUGUGGGGAACCCGGUGGGCCCUGGAGGCACUUUGCCGGGCGAGGAGACAGGCGUAGGCGGCGAGGCCGAGGCUGGGGUGGCUGCCGGCGCCCCCGCGGGGCCUGCAGAUCCGAAGAAAGCCGACAGCGGCCUCAAUUUGGGGGCCGCGGCGGGCGAAAGUCUCGGGGUAGGGGACUUGGGGAUGGCUAGCCAGGAAGGACCGCGGCCGGACGCCCAGGCCGGCGCCCAAACACAGGAGGCUGCGCGAGCCGAGGGCGAGACCCUCGCCCUUGGGGCGCGAGGGCCCAGCCAAGAGCGGGCGACCGGCGACACCGGAUCUGGCGCGAGUCCAGGGGUGCCCGCAGAAGGACCCCCGACGUUUGUCUCUUUCUCUGCAGCGCCUCUCGCUGUUGGGCUGGGCAAGGAGAACAACCGCGAGAAGGAGAAACAAGUUCUCUUCCUCCAGGCGCCGGUCGACGCCCUCUCAGGAAUUGCGGCCCAGAGUCUGCCAGGCGUAUCCGGGACCUUCGUGACUCUUGCCACGGCGCGCGAGGCCCCCGCCGGAAUUGCCGCCCAGGGCCUCGCGCAGCUUCAGGGCGCGAGCGCGUCGAGUGCGUUCGCCUCAUGUCCGGCGCUGCCUUCGCACGGCUUCCACGACCGCGCAGGAGCGCCGGGCGCCGUAGCAAGAGUCACGGGACAGGCGCCCGAAGGUUUGGGCGCGUUUCAGGCCUCGUUUUCCUCAGGGACGCUUCCGCUGGCCUUCCUGACGCCAGCACUGUCGACGCCUGCGCGCGCGGAAUCGGAGCGCGAGGGCGGCUCCGAGAACGGAGACACUGGAAACACCCCACAACAUGGGGCCUUGAGGCCGCCGUCGCCGCCCGAGGGCCUCUGCCUGCUGCUACCUGAGGGCGCAAGUCAGGCGGAGCAGGAGCUGGCUCUGCAGCGGAAACUCGUGGAGCUUCAGCGACAGCAGGAGGCGCUGGAGCGCGAGAUCGAGCAACACCGGGUGCAUGCACAGGCGUUUGAGGGCGACACGGGGGAGGGUGCCGGCGGAGCCGCGGCGGGGAACCACCUUCCACCUCGCACAGAGACACCGGAGGGGACAGGCCUCGCAUCCCCUGUGGCGAGCGACGGACGGCGACCCGAAGAGCCCAAGCCGUCCGAGGACACCCAGAAAAGCGACGAGAGCCUGCCCGGCGCGUCACACGCGACGCUCGCUUCUCCUAUUCACACGUCUUCUCCGGCGUCUCCAACUGCUCUCCAAGCUUCCCAGAUGGGCGCGGGGGUCGAGGACUCUCCAUCCUUUGCUUCGUCCUUCGCGGUCUCCUCGUCCUUCGUCAAUUCGCCCAGCCGGCGCGAAGCCGGUGACCCCACUCCAGGCGUCUCGCGUGUCUCCAGUGCCCCCGCCACAGCAGGAGACAGAGGGUCUGAGCACGGGGACCGGGCGGAGACGGAGACGGUUUGCGGGGAAGGCCGCGCGGGCCUGCUUGCCCAGGAAGCCCCCAAGCAGGCGUCGUCUGGAGCGUCCACUGCGUCGUUCUCUGCUUUUCCAUUCCCUCAGAAUCCGCGCGAGAGAGUCGCAUUUGCGUCCAGUGGUCUGGCCGCAGAGGCGCUUUCGUCUCUCUCGGGGCCUGCGGUCCCUUCCUCUGCCCUCGUCUCUGCGUUCCCUGUGCCGGCGCCGUUCGCCGUCUCCUUCGCGCCGGACGGACGCGUGACUUCCGGAGACAGGGGCGAGGCAGUGUCAGGCGGUCCGCCAGAGACCCCCCAGGCGCAGCAGAUCUCGGGAGCGGGUCUACAGGCCUCGCGAGCUGACACUCUCGAGGAGACGCCCGGCGCGGAGCGAGCUAGGCCGGAGGAGACGCCACAGAAGUGAAGCGGCGACUUGAAAUGAGAGGCAAAGACGAAGGGAAAGGAGGAGCUGGAAGAGGGCGAGGAAGAGACUCGAAAGACGGGGCGACUUCGUGGAGAGAUUUCGUUUUGGAGUUCUGAGGAAGCGGUCGCGCCUCCGCGACACAGGGGGGGGGGAGGGUCGGCGGCUCUGGGCGAGAAGCGGAGAGAAGAGAAACACAGAGGAGAAUCCGACGGUUUCUAAGGACGGAAGAAGGCGCUUCCGCUUGCGCUGGGGAGAACAGAAAAAAGUGAGAGGGUGUGGAGAACUCGGAAAACUCCGGAAAUCGAAUCGGCUUGCUUACAGAGAUUGUUCAAGGGACUGGAAGCAGAACAGGAAACAAAAAUCAACAGAGACCACACAUUUCUCUGUAUAUCCAUAAACACGAAUAUGUAUACAUACAUAUAUAUAUAUAUAUAUGUAUAAGUGUACGCGUCUGCAUAUGUGUAAAGAGAGAGCAGAAACUCUAGGGUGGAACAGUGGAGUGGUAGAGACAGCAGUUGGGGCAGGUUCCAAGAAGACAAGACGAGAGCUCUCGAUUCGGAGAGCGCGAGUCUCAGGAAGAAGGGGAAGGAGGUGGAGAGGAGCGAUCUUUUUCGGUCACAGUUUAGGAAGAGAAAGUUUGUGCAUAUGGGCCGGCGGCGCUUGUGAAGGGCGUCGCUGCCUCGCCACUUUCUCAGUUCUUCUUUUUCAGCUUGGGCAAGCCGCAGAGACUGCAUGCAGCAGUGUGACCCGCGGUCGCGGCUUGGAAGGGCGCUCGUAAGCUUCCUCUCAAGCUGGCCCGAAAUGUCAGAUACAUCUUCCAAACCAGCUG
Molecule: messenger RNA, 5983 nt
Organism: Toxoplasma gondii ME49
Lineage: Eukaryota; Apicomplexa; Conoidasida; Eucoccidiorida; Sarcocystidae
Exons: 1
Coding region: 1-5154 (1717 amino acids)
Biological process (GO): regulation of DNA-templated transcription
Source: RefSeq, a predicted model, not a curated record